Paralichthys olivaceus (Japanese flounder) is the source of this 1946-nucleotide messenger RNA. NCBI's taxonomy places the organism in Eukaryota, Metazoa, Chordata, Actinopteri, Pleuronectiformes, Paralichthyidae. The record is from RefSeq and is a predicted model, not a curated record.
CAAAUUCAGUUAUGGACUCUGCCCCCUCCUGUUGUAAACCCAUUAACUACUCCAUCACCUCCUCCUGCAGAGGGAGUAACGGGCCUGAAGGAGUUGGCCUUCCUGAGGGACCUCGCGGAGCAGAAUUCGGUGAAGUACGGCGUGGACAGAGCAGGAGACCGGGACCGGGACCGCUCCUCUGGGGCAUCAUCACCUGGUUCGGCAGGAGCUUCCAUGAUGCCGGUGGUGAAGGGGAGCAUGAUGGUUCUCAACCAGCUGAGCAACCUGGAGACGACAGUGGGCCGAUUCUACAUCAACCUCCCCAACCGUAUGAUCGACCUGGCCGGCUUCAGUCUGCCCUACUCCGACCCCAUGGGAGACGGAUUUAUCAUGACUGUGAGCCGGCCGUGCUACUUUGGGAACCUGCUGCUCGGCGUGGUCGGGGUGGAUGUGAAUCUGGCCUACAUCCUGGAGGAUGUCACAUACUACCAAGACUCCCUGGCUUCAUACACCUUCCUCAUCGACAACAAAGGUUACACCCUGAUGCACCCGUCGCUGACGCGGCCCUACCUGAUGACGGAGCCCCCCUUGCACACAGACAUCACCCACUACGAGAAUAUCCCAAGAUUCCCCGUGGUCCGACAGAACAUCCUCAACCUCCCUCUGGGCAGUCAGGUCAUUGCUGUUCCAGUCAACUCGUCUCUGUCAUGGCACACCAACCGACUCCGGGACAACAGCAAAGACGCGUACAAUGUCAGCUACGCCUGGAAACUGGUUCAGGACACGUCGUUCAUCCUGUGCAUUGUGUACGUGCAGCCUGAGAUCCCGGUGAAGCAGCUGAAGAACCUGAACACAGCUCCCAGCUCAAAGCUGCUCUACCACCGCUUAGACCUGCUGGGCCAACCCAGCUCCUGCCUGCACUUCAAGCAGCUCGCCACUGUCGAAUCCCCCACAGUGAUGUUGGCAGCCGGCAGUUUCUCCUCCCCCUACGAGCACCUCAGUCAGCCAGAAACCAAGCGCAUGGUGGAGCACUACACCGCCUACCUGAGCGAUAACACCAGGCUCAUCGCCAACCCAGGCCUCAAGUCCUCUGUCAGGAACGAGGUUAUGGCGACCAGUCACGUCACGGAUGAGUGGAUGACACUAAUGGAAAUGAGUAGCCUCAACUGCUACAUUGUGCGCCGUUACAUAGCAACCCCCAGUGGGGUGCUCCGGAUUUACCCGGGAUCACUGAUGGACAAAGCCUUCGACCCGACCCGCAGACAAUGGUACCAGCAUGCUGUGGCCAACCCUGGCCUCAUCACCUUCACGGGGCCGUACCUGGACGUGGGCGGGGCAGGAUACGUCGUGACAAUCAGCCACACCAUCCACGCGUCUAGCUCUCAGACGGCCCCUGGUUACGCGAUAGCCGUGAUGGGUAUAGACUUCACCCUGCGCUACUUCUACAAAGUCUUGCUCGACCUGCUGCCCAUCUGCAACCAGGACAAAGGCAACAAGAUCAGGUGCUUCAUAAUGGAGGACAGAGGGUACCUGGUUGCACACCCCACUCUCAUUGACCCCAAAGGUCAUGCCCCUGCAGAGCAACAGCACAUCACGCACAAGGAGCCGCUGGUUGCUAACGACAUCCUCAACCAUCCCAAUUUCGUGAAGAAGAAUCUGUGCAACAGCUUCAGCGACCGCACCGUGCAGCGCUUCUACAAGUUCAACACCAGCAUCGUGGGGGACCUCACCAACCUGGUCCAUGGUAGCCAUUGUUCUAAGUACCGUCUGACCCGGAUCCCCGGCACCAACGCCUUCGCCGGCAUCGUCAACGAGACAUGUGACUCCCUGGCGUUCUGCGCCUGCAGCACCGUGGACCGACUCUGCCUCAACUGCCACAGAAUGGAGCAGAAUGAGUGCGAGUGUCCAUGUGAGUGCCCUCUAGAGGUCAACGAGUGCACAGGCAACCUCACCAGUGCUGAGAACAG